CCUCAGCUUCGUUCUAUGCAUGAACAAAUAACAUGGUGGUUUGAGCUGUGUAGUAGAGUGGAGAUUUUUUUUGAAUGAGAAGGGGAAAGGCUUUUUUAAUGGUACCUCAAGUUAUUUCAUCCUGUUUCAGUUUUCUGUAACCUUCCAUCAUGCCGGAAGGGCACCAGGAAAAUGCCGAGAAGGAUGAUAAGGACAACACAAAUUUAUACACUGCACUCGGCUUGACCAAAGAUGCCACACCAGAAGAAAUCAAGAAAGCCUACAGAAAAAUGGCCCUGAAAAACCAUCCUGAUAAAAAUCCUAAUGAUCCAGAGGCAACGGAAAGAUUCAAGGCUAUUAAUCAUGCUCAUGCGAUUCUGUCUGAUCCAAGUAAAAAAGAAAUUUACGACCGUUAUGGCACGAUGGGUUUGUAUAUUGCAGAACAAUUUGGAGAAGAGAAUGUAAAAACGUACUUUAUGCUUAGUAGUGGCUGGUGUAAGGGCUUGUUAGUAUUUUGCGGAAUCAUCACUGGCUGUUACUUCUGCUGUUGCUGUUUUUGUUUCUGUUGUAAUUUUUGUUGUGGAAAAUAUAAACAUGUCGUCGAAGAGGAGCCCACGCCCGACUUUGACGAGUUCAAUAAAUCGGACGAUUCGAAGUCCGAGGACAGUGUGAUCACUGAAGAGCCAGGCAGUGGGAAGGCUGAUGAACAGACUGCUUUUGCUAUGCCGCCUCCUUCGUAUGAUAGUCUUUCAGAGACGAAACAGAAUACUGUAGUGACUGAACAACCAGAAAGCAACGGAGGUGCUAUUCCGACGGGUCCACCGUAAUUUGUUGCUAGUGCAACCGUAUGAAGUGCCAGGCAUUAGCACUGGGACGCGGUCUAGCGAUUACACUUAAAUAAUUCAAUAUUACAUAUUUUUAAAAAACGUCGCAUCGAAAUGGAUCGUACACGAUCAUUAGUAGAUAUGUUAGGUUGUUUAUUUUUUAUAAAUUAUUUUUUUGCGAUAUUAUUAUUUUUUGUGUUUUGACCCAUGCACAUACAUUUACCACGAAUUAUAAUCUUUUUGGUCCGAAA
Hydractinia symbiolongicarpus is the source of this 1054-nucleotide messenger RNA. RefSeq names its product dnaJ homolog subfamily C member 5-like. The record is from RefSeq and is a predicted model, not a curated record. NCBI's taxonomy places the organism in Eukaryota, Metazoa, Cnidaria, Hydrozoa, Anthoathecata, Hydractiniidae. Bases 150 to 806 code for a protein of 218 amino acids. Gene Ontology annotation, cellular component: type Is terminal bouton. The transcript has 5 exons. Gene Ontology annotation, biological process: regulation of neuromuscular synaptic transmission.